This is a messenger RNA of Paracoccidioides brasiliensis Pb18, 1395 nucleotides long. RefSeq lists its product as uncharacterized. Gene Ontology annotation, biological process: tricarboxylic acid cycle. Gene Ontology annotation, molecular function: dihydrolipoyllysine-residue succinyltransferase activity. Gene Ontology annotation, cellular component: oxoglutarate dehydrogenase complex. Bases 1 to 1395 code for a protein of 464 amino acids. The record is from RefSeq and is a predicted model, not a curated record. The transcript is spliced from 11 exons.
AUGGCUCCACGGCUACAAAUCUCGCAACAAAUGUCGAGGAAUUUGCAACUCAUCCCCAGACAUGUCUGCGCCGGCUCGAGUCGAUCCCAAAUCUCCUGCAGGGCUGUGUCGUCCAUUAGCCAUUUGUCGCAAUCCAAGGGCAGUCUGGGACCUUCCCAGACCACCCCCUUGAGUUCUCCAGCUCCUCUGAGACACGUAAUUUCCCUAUCGAAAACGUUGUUUAUCGACAGUCAGAGACGGACCUAUGCGGAUUCAAUUGUCAAAGUGCCGCAGAUGGCAGAAUCGAUAUCAGAAGGUACAUUAAAACAGUUCUCGAAAAAGGUCGGAGAUUACGUUGAACGGGACGAGGAACUUGCAACUAUCGAAACAGACAAGAUCGACGUCACCGUCAAUGCACCAGAUGCUGGCACGAUUAAGGAGCUUCUUGCAAAUGAAGAGGAUACUGUUACAGUUGGCCAGGACCUCAUCAAGCUGGAGACUGGGGGCGCUGCUCCGGAGAAAACAAAAGAAGAAAAGCAGCCCGCGGAACAAGAGGAAAAGACUGAAGCUUCUCGUCACCCUCCUCCGUCACAUCCAAAGCAGGUUCCUUCUCCCCCUCCAAAACCAGAACAAGCCACUCAAAAUCCCGCCCGGCCAAAGCACAACCCGUCCAAACCUGAACCCGCCCAAACAUCGCAGCCGGCCCCCGGAAACAGAGAAGAACGCAGGGUAAAAAUGAACCGUAUGCGCCUGCGAAUUGCUGAGCGUCUGAAGCAGUCUCAGAAUACUGCAGCAUCGCUUACCACAUUCAACGAGGUUGACAUGUCGUCUCUCAUGGAAUUCCGUAAACUCUACAAGGAGGAUGUCUUGAAGAAGACCGGCGUAAAGUUGGGCUUUAUGAGCGCUUUCUCUCGUGCAUGUGUUUUGGCUAUGAGAGAUGUCCCUACUGUCAAUGCCUCGAUUGAGGGGCCGAACGGCGGUGAUACGAUCGUCUAUAGAGACUAUGUCGAUAUCAGCGUUGCAGUGGCGACGGAGAAAGGAUUGGUGACUCCAGUGGUGCGAAACGCUGAGUCCCUGGAACUUAUUGGAAUUGAGAAGGCAAUUGCAGAAUUGGGUAAAAAGGCGCGUGAUAAUAAAUUGACCAUUGAAGACAUGGCCGGCGGCACAUUCACUAUUAGCAAUGGUGGCGUUUUCGGGUCCCUCAUGGGCACACCCAUCAUCAACCUUCCUCAAACAGCUGUGCUCGGUCUUCAUGCUAUCAAGGAUAAGCCGGUCGUUGUCGAUGGAAAAAUCGAGAUUAGACCUAUGAUGUAUCUUGCUUUGACCUAUGACCAUCGUCUACUAGAUGGUCGAGAAGCUGUGACUUUCCUUAUUAAGGAAUAUAUCGAAGAUCCAAGACGUAUGCUGCUGGCGUAG